UUCAUCGCACCAGCCACAGUUCGAACAAUUUCGAAAGUCGACUGUCAUUUGAGUUCUUCGGGUCUUGGCGGUGACUUUUAAAAAUCCCCAGGAGCGGAUUAGAUUCAAAUUUCAGUUUUUUUCGUUUCCAGUAAAGUUUGAUUUUCUUUUCUAAAUUUCGCGAAAGUUCGCUUCGAAGUCUUGAUCGGGGUCACGUGCCAGCGAAUCGCGGAAGGGCCAGCGGGAUUUAGUGCGAAAUGUCGGGAGACGUGCAGCCGCGUAAAAGGAAGGACAAAAAGAAGAUAAAAAGAGAUUCUCUCGACUCCAAGUCAGAGGGUGAUGUAUUUACACGCAAAGCAAGCUUAAAAGACGAGGAAGACGUGAAAGAGCAUCAUCAUGGAGUUCAUGCAACAAAAAUGGGCAAAGACGAUGUGCAUUUACACGUGCAAUCUGAUCAUGCUACUGGAGGUCAUUGGUGUGCCAAAAUAUUCUUUUUCUCAUUAUUAGCAAUCCUGUUCGGUUUAGUUGGCAUAAUUAUCUUGGAGAAUCGAGGAUCGUCGGACUUGGAUACACCCCUUUCAGAAUCGCGAUUCUCAGAAUAUUUUGAAGGUUGGGUCGAUGAGCACCGGGCAUCGCAUGAUGAUCAUGGGCCUAAAACUGGAAUAGAUGACCACGAUUCGGCACCAUUUGAAGAGGAAGAAGAUCAUUCUGAGCAAGACGAUGAAGAAGCGCAUGACAUUAGUCAAGGAGAUAGUCAUGAUGAAGAAGAUGACGAUCAUGGCGAAGAAGAAGAGGAACUUGCAAAGAGUAAUGAAGAUGAAGGUGUUGAUAACAGUCAGGCAAAUGAUGAUGAAGAUGAUGAAGAAGAAGAGGAGAGAGAGGAAGUAGAUGAUGAAAAUGAGGACAAUGAAGAGGAUGACGACGAAGCGCCUGACAGCAGGAACGUUGAAGAAGAGACUGCGUACUCCCGUAGUAAAAGAGAUAUAAAAAUGGAAGAUGAAGACGACAAUGAUGACGUCGAUGAAGGAUUUGAAGAUGAUGCAAAUAACAGUAAUGACAAUGAUGAUGAUAAUGAUCAAACCAAUGAGGAAGAUGAUGACAACAACCAGAACAGUCCAAAUGAAGAAGUUGACACUAUCGAACAAAAUGACGACGAUGAUGAUAAUCCAGAAGACGAUCAAGAUGCACCUUUUGAAGAGAGUAGUACUAACAAGCCAAAUGUGGCAGAGAAUGCUAAAAAGGAAACCAUUUCACCAGUGGAGGAGGAAAAGGUGGUUAUCAAAAAUGUUGAAGAUCAAACAGACCAAAACGAGAAAGAGAAAGGUAAAGAAAGCAAACCUGAAAUCGUUGAACAACCUUCAACUGAAAAACAGAAUCUCCCGUCUAAAGUUGCGGCUGGUAAGGGACAGGAAGAUGAUGACUUUGACGAUGACGAAGCAUCCCUUGAGAAGGUCGUAGACAAUGAUGCGGGAGAGGAGCUUCACCUACGGCAAAAAGCUGAACAAGAAGAGCUCGCGGCAAAGGCCGCUGCGGUACAAGAAGAGGAGGAAUCAGAAUCUGCUCCCAUUGCCGUUAAGGUUGCCGUUGGCUUGGCUCUAGCCUUUGUAGCUCGUUUAGUUUUGGUUAAAAAAACUCAAUCAUCAGAUUCAAAGGAGCCGAUGGAAGAACCACCCCAGGUGAAACGUCGAUUCACCAUGAUCUCAACUGAAGAUGACAUUCCAGUGGAUACUGAGCAACAGCUAGAUGACGAAGUGGAAGAUGAGUAUUCAGAAGACGAAGGGGAAGAAGAAGAAGAAGAGGAUGAUCCUGAACUCCAAUAUUCUGAGGAGAUAGAAGAAGAGGAUGAAGACGACGAGAAUGCACGCAUUGAAAAAAUCACUCCCGAUACAUUUGAACAAUUGAAUGCUAUGUAUCGUUCGAAACCUCCCGAACCACCAGCUGCCCCGUUAAUCCCUGAAAAACGGAUUGAGCCAGUAGUUGCUAAACCUUCGGAUGCAGCCCCAUUAAGCCGGCCACCGAUUCAUCCUCCUGCUAAGGAGGAGCCGAAAAAGAUAGUUUUCGAUGAUACACCCAAAGUGAGUUUCAUCCAGCCCCCCAUCCCUACUGCACCACAACGUGAUCGCAGUCCGAAAAGCUAUGAACAGCAAAAAGAAGAAGUGGCUAAUGAAGAUAUUGAAGAAGACGAAGACAUUGAGGAUGAGGAAGAAGAGUAUGACGAUGAGGAGGAAAUUUAUAGUGGUAGUGAAGAAGAUGCUGAUGAAGAUAUAUCAGACGUUGAUGACAAUGAUUUAAUGCGAAGAUUGGAGGAGAAAUAUGGAAAGUUACCAGAUCAACAGUAUGAUAGCGACGAGGAAGAAGAAUCGUGGACAAAAGUCCGUGGCCCGCAAUCAUUUAUGGAUGACGAUAGCUUCCUUGAUGAAGAGAUCCGACGAGCGAAUGAAGAACUUUUCAAUGAUAAUCUCAAACCUGCCCUGCAAAUAUUCGAUUCCUUGAUCCUUAAAUUCCCUGGACAUCCCGGAGCACUCUACGGCAAAGCAAAAGUUCUCGACAGAUUGUCAACAAAAUACAAGAAUAAUCAGAUGUUGCAAGAUGCCAUUGAAGCUUAUCGUGUUGUGCUUAAGUUGGAGGAUAAAGCUGAUGACAAAAUCUAUAGGGAGGCAGGCGAACGGUGUGUGCAACUUUUGCGAUUCGGAGGAAUGCUGGCACAAGCUGUACCUAUACAUCGGAAUCUUAUACGGAGAUUCCCUAAUGAUCCGGAAGUGCGAAAUCAGCUGGCUGUUACGUACCUAAUGCAAAAUCGAUAUGCUGAAGCAAAAUACAUCCUCCACCACACACUUAUGCGAUGGCGUGACAAUGGAUUCGCUCAAGUUCACUAUGGUUUUAUUCUAAAGGUUCAUGACAAUGAUCUCAAAAGCGCUGUUGCGCUUUUACGAGAAGGAAUUGCCUCCGAAGCAAAUGGAACGCAAGAUGGACGUUUUUACUUUACACUUGGAGAUGCCCUUUAUCGUUUGGGAGAGAAAGAGGAAGCAAUGGAAGUAUAUAAGAAAGGGGCAGACUUGAAACUAUUCCCCUCCGCACUUCAACGUUCGCUCUACAAUGUCAAUGGAUUGAAAGCUCAACCGUUUUGGACACCCGAGGAAACAACAUAUGAAAAAGAACUAUCUAUUCUACAACGUAAUUGGGAGCUGAUACAAAAAGAGGGACUAACAGCGAUGAAAAUUCCAGGGUAUUAUGAAGAUGAAGCUGAAAGUUUGAGGGAUAAAGGAAACUGGAAGCAAUUGGAGUUGUUUGCUCGAGGAUACAGAAUUGAGAAGAAUUGUGCUAAGACUCCACUCACGUGUAAUAUAAUUGAAACGUUCCCGGCUGCAAGAACAUGCAAACGUGGUCAAGUGAAAUUCAGUAUUAUGCAACCUGGAACUCAUGUUUGGCCCCAUUGUGGUCCUACGAAUUGUCGAUUGAGAGCACAUUUAGGUUUGGUGGUACCACCAGGAGCCAAAAUUAGAGUUGGAACUGAGGAAAGAACAUGGAAAGCAGGCGAAUGGCUUAUUUUCGAUGAUAGUUUCGAACACGAGGUAUGGCACAAUGGAAUUAGUCCACGACUAGUACUUAUUGUAGAUGUCUGGCAUCCAGAGUUGACUGAAGAUCAACGAGAGAAUCUAAGUCGUAUAUGAAUUGCCAAAUAAUGGACGCUGGCAAUCUCACAUACUCUUCCUAUUUUCGCGCCAAAGCAAUAUUACUUUUAAUAUUUUAGAAUAGUUCCCUAACUGUGAGUGGGAAAACUAAUGUCGAACAAAUAAAUAUACUCGAAUAUGUUUAUGAAAAAAAUGAUUUAGAAAAUCUGUGUGAAUACAAAGUUUGGAAUGUAGUAUACGAGGUAAUACUAUAUGUUUUCGUUUGUGAUUAAAGUUGUUUGAAACGUAAUACAGAAAAAUAUAUAUAAAAAAGUUGAUUCGUUGUUGAAACAACAAACAAAUUUAAGGAAAAAAAAUCUUUUGUAUCUCAAAGUUUAUAUUUUUGUAUGAAUGACUUUUAAAAUAAAUAAGACGGAUCCGAUUUUUUAAGAAGA
This is a messenger RNA of Hermetia illucens (black soldier fly), 4045 nucleotides long. RefSeq names its product aspartyl/asparaginyl beta-hydroxylase (gene Asph). Gene Ontology annotation, molecular function: protein binding; peptidyl-aspartic acid 3-dioxygenase activity. The transcript is spliced from 14 exons. The record is from RefSeq and is a predicted model, not a curated record. Gene Ontology annotation, biological process: peptidyl-aspartic acid hydroxylation. Gene Ontology annotation, cellular component: endoplasmic reticulum. The coding region runs from base 237 to 3650 and encodes 1137 amino acids. NCBI's taxonomy places the organism in Eukaryota, Metazoa, Arthropoda, Insecta, Diptera, Stratiomyidae.